Messenger RNA from Nicotiana tabacum (common tobacco), 1246 nucleotides. NCBI's taxonomy places the organism in Eukaryota, Viridiplantae, Streptophyta, Magnoliopsida, Solanales, Solanaceae. The record is from RefSeq and is a predicted model, not a curated record.
UACAGCUCGAGAAGAAACCAAGAGAAAACAAAUAACUCUUCAAGAAGACACAGCCUGACAAGAAACGAUCAGAGCAAAGACAAGGUCAAGUCUAUCACGAGUUUAUCUUUGCCCAGGCACUGGCGACUAUCCUCUGACAACUAUCCUGAAGAAAACAUUCUGAAUACAUUAGAACUAAGUGACCGGGUUGGUCCCAAUACCGGGUAUAUAAGCAGUGACUUCAAAUCCAGAGCUUUGAGGUUCUCCUUGGCCAUAUCGACACUUGCAAAGAAGUUAGUCAAGCGCAUGAUUGAGAGGAGCUCUAACUCUGUUGGAAUUUCUAUCCACCUUCACUUUGAGGAGGACAUGAUAGCCUUUUCAUGUUGUAUUUAUGAUGGAGGAGUGGUUGAAAAGUCACAAAUGGAUGUGGUACGUGAGAAGGAAUGGAGGAAGAAGUUCAAACAAAAAUAUCGUGUUAUUGCACCUGCUGUCAACCGCAUAAAUGGAAAAUGUCCUAUGACCCCUGUAGAGGAGAACAGCUUGCAGAAGUUUAGGCUGGCAAAACCUGUUCUUUCCAUUGGUGGAAUCCUACAAGUGGAGCUCUUACGCAGAGUUCAAAGACAAGAAAUGGAUGGUCUAUAUUAUAUAUGGCUAACUCCCUCUUUUGGUUUAUUGGCCUCGAAAAAUGACUUAUAUUUCCUGCUAUUAAUGCAGUCAUAGUCUACCAUAUGGUAGUCGUAUAUAUAAAUGAGGAUGUGAGUUCAAAAGAGCAUUAAUAUAUUAUUUUUGUGUUUCUAAGAUAAUCUUACAGAUACAUCUCACAAGUUUAUCCACGGCUCUCUAAGUUGCAUGUAGUUUUUGUGGGUGUUGGAUAUCAUUGAGUUUAUUUGAGCAGAUUAUACACUCUUAUGUGAAUCAUUAACACGCUUAAUUCAUCUUCAUAGCAGAGUAGAAGACGCUCAGCUGACUGACAAACUACUAGAGGCCACUUCAGUGCCUGCAACAGUUGGAUAAUACGAAACAAAAAGAAAUCAUUUUUGGUGCACUGCAAGAAGCGUAUGCUCAUGAAGUUGGAGGAGAAAUUCAAGAAGGAAAAAAGAGUGCUGGAUGGAUAGGUGAAGACAAUGAGCAUGUUGCUAAAUACUGUUAAAAUCACAUUUUUGUAUGUAGUUAUAACUGUUAAAUACAAUCUCCCUUUAGCCUGUAGUACUUUGCUUUAUAAAGCAUCCUAACAAAACCUUCAAGUAUACAAAAACAUAUUCCAUAA